AAUAACAAAAGAACCUGGAAAAGUUGGAGAAGAUAAAGUAUAUUCAGUAUCCAGUCAGGAGAUCAACAAACCAGGAAAUGCACAAUUUUGAGGAGGAGUUAACGUGUCCCAUUUGUUACAGUAUUUUUGAAGAUCCUCGAGUACUACCAUGCUCUCAUACAUUUUGUAGAAAUUGUUUGGAAAAUGUUCUUCAGGCAUCUGGUAACUUUUAUAUAUGGAGACCUUUGCGAAUUCCACUCAAGUGCCCUAACUGCAGAAGUAUUAUUGAAAUUGCUUCAACUGGUAUAGAAUCCUUACCUGUAAAUUUUGCAUUAAGAGCAAUUAUUGAAAAGUACCAGCAAGAAGACCACCCAGAUGUUGUCACCUGCCCUGAACAUUACAGGCAACCAUUAAAUGUUUAUUGUCUACUAGAUAAAAAAUUAGUUUGUGGCCAUUGUCUUACUAUAGGCCAACAUCAUGGUCAUCCUAUAGAUGACCUUCAAAGUGCCUAUUUGAAAGAAAAAGAUACACCUCAGAAGUUGUUUAAACAGUUAACGGACACACAUUGGACAGAUAUCACUCGUCUUAUUGAAAAGCUUGAAGAACAGAAAUGUCAUUCUGAGAAAAUGCUUCAAGGUGAUAAGGAGGUUGUUCUCCAGUACUUUAAGGAGCUUACUGAUGCAUUAGAACAGAAGAAAAAAAAAUUUUUGGCAGCUCUCUGUGAUGUUGGCAAGCUGAUUAAUCAAGAAUACACUCCACAGAUUGAAAGAGUGAAGGAGAUAAGAGAACAACAACUUGAGUUAAUGACAGUGACUACAUCUUUACAAGAUGAGUCUCCUCUUAAAUUUCUAGAAAAAAUUGAUGAUGUCCGACAACGUGUGCAGAUGUUGAAACGAAGACCACUUCCUGAGGCUAAGCCUGUUGAAAUUUAUCCUCGAGUAAGCAAAGUAUUAAAGGAAGAAUGGAGCAGAACAGAAAUUGGACAUAUUAAGAAAGCUGUCAUUCCUGAAAUGAGAAUUUCUUCAAGAAGGAUGCCAUGUUCCUGGCCUGACAAGGAUGAAAAAGAAAUCGAAUUUUUUAAAAUUUUAAAUAUUGUUAUAGUUUCACUAAUUUCAGUGAUAUUAAUGUUGAUACUCCUUUUCAACCAACACAUAAUCACCUUCUUAAAUGAAAUCACUUCAAUAUGUUUCUCUGAAGUCUCUUUGUCUGUUUACCAAAGUUUAUCUAAUAAUUUAUGUGACUUAAAAAAUAUGGUAUGCUAUCCUUUAUAUUUGUUAAAGGAAUUCAUGUGGAAAAUAGUUUCUCGUUGAAAACCCAAAUCAACAAUUGUAAGUGGGCUUAUUCUUUAUUGCAGAGGCUUACCAUUGCUAGAUGGAAGUCAGGGUAGCAUAAAUAGCAAGCUUACAUAGAAAUAUGAUGAAUCUUCCUUGGUUGGAUAGAAAUGGUGUCAGAAAUGAUACAUUAUCUGAAAGAUAAAUCAAAUGAUUUUUUAUUUGAGUAUUUUAUUGGCUUGAUAGUCAAUGUUAUAUUCUGUUUAACAAGCUUUUGUUUUUUUAAUGUUGUAUGCUGCCGUAGUUAGCUUUCAGUUCUUUGUAUAUAUAGGUAUUAGAUUAAAAAAACAAAAGCUCCUUGAGAUCCACAUGCCUGUUUUGACAUGAUUUGAAGCUUUUCAAUGUGUAGAUGGAGGUGGCAAGUUUUAAAAAUCAGGCCAGGAUUGCUUAAACAUCUUCUUGGCCAAACAUAAUUGUUAAUAAAUUUAAGAGCAUUCAUUCCAAAUAGAGCUUUUGGAUAAAUCAAGUGUGUAGUACUUGUUUUAUAUAAAUAGAUUACAUUUAGGAGCCGAGUUUAAUGGCUGGUGAAUCUGAGUCAAGGUCAGCCUGGAUAUCAAGUGAGAUGCCCAAAAUGGAAAGGUCUGGUGGCAGAGCCCCUGUCUUGUCUACUGGCUCCAGCACCACAAAGCAAUAAAAGCAUAUAUUUUGCUUUUGUGGUGUUUUAAGUCUUGUUCUUAUAUAAAAACUGUAGGAAACGUGCAUUAGCACAAUCAUGUUGACGUGAUUCAUUUAGUAGAUCUGUUAUCAUGAAAACUAUUUGUCUUAAAAUGGUCUCACUGUAGCUCAAGUGCUGUAAAUUACAAGUAUGAAGCUGGCUAGUCUUAGAAGAGCUCAUGAAGGCAGAACCUUUGAUUUGAUUCCCUUGACAGGAACUAGCAUGUUUGCAGUGCAGCUUUGGUUCACUGCCAUUGAAAUGUUGAACACAAACUUGAUUUUUAUUCAGAAAUCCCAAAUGGGCUAUUGAAUCACCACUUCUGGGGACCUUAUUUCAAAGGUCAGAUUAUUAGCCCUUUAGAUUCACUAUAGAUAAAGCUGUAUUCAAAUUCAAGGUUAGAACAAUGCUGAAAAGUUUAUCGCUAAGAUUAAGUCAUUAGGUCCACUUAAACAGAAUCAGAUUUUAUCUAGCAGUUACUAUAUCUCUAUCUUGAGGCUGUUUGGAAGAUGUAACAGAGGUGAAGGGAAACCAUGUCCAGUUCUUCACAGAUGCAUGACACACUGGAGUGUUUUUAAAUGUAAAUAUUAGCUAGCAAGCAAAGAAUGUUAGCUAAGACAUUUUUCAAGACGUUAUCAACUGUAUAAAUGAGAAACAUCAUCAGAGCAAUGCAGUGCCAUAUUAGGUGGGAGAACUCAUUUUUCUCUGUAUAAUGCUUAAAAAAACUGGAGUAGAUAGAUUGUUUCAUUGGAACCAAUCUAAACAAGCAUAUGCCUAGUGUUGUUACCUUAUAUGCUUGGCAGUUUUUAUUAUACAACUCUUUGUUUUCUGGUAAGAGUAACUAUAUACUUAAAACUUUUAUAUUUUUACCAGGAGGUUGAGAUUGUACAAUUUAAAGUACACACAUUUGGAAAUCCUGGGCUUUGUGUGUAACAAUAUAUUUGAAUAAACUUGGUAUUUUAUUGAAUGGCUUAGGAAGUGGUGGCUUUGGAAUUUUCAUACAGCUUCUGGCUUGUCUUUUUUUGAAGUUAGCUUUGAAUUCCAUCAUACUAGUUAUUAAAAUUAGUUUCAAUUUCACAA
Cricetulus griseus (Chinese hamster) is the source of this 3042-nucleotide messenger RNA. NCBI's taxonomy places the organism in Eukaryota, Metazoa, Chordata, Mammalia, Rodentia, Cricetidae. The record is from RefSeq and is a predicted model, not a curated record.